Trypanosoma grayi is the source of this 432-nucleotide messenger RNA. RefSeq lists its product as hypothetical. The record is from RefSeq and is a predicted model, not a curated record. The coding region runs from base 1 to 432 and encodes 143 amino acids. The transcript has a single exon. NCBI's taxonomy places the organism in Eukaryota, Euglenozoa, Kinetoplastea, Trypanosomatida, Trypanosomatidae.
AUGUCUGCUUCUCCCGCUGCUGCUGACGAGAAGCACAGCGAUGACGAGGAGGGCACCAACGCAUGUGGCUGUGAGGCACCUAGACCACCACUGCCUGAGUAUGCCGUACCGUGCGAGUCCCUCGACGCUGUGCUGCGCGAGGAGGCCCACGCACGCAUACAGCGCCGCCAGGCGCAGCAACAACACGGUGCGGCGACAGCAGCGGUGAGUGACGAUACCCUUCUGCAUUCCUCUGCGUUCAAUACGCCGAGCUUUAUCCCCAUUGACACAAGGCCGCGAGAGCUGUUCAUGGCCAACGAUGCGGUGGUGUCGGGCAUUCGUGAAGGACUGCUGAAGGAGCGGCAGGAGGCAGAUGCUGCCGCAGCGGCGAUGGAGGAGGCGCAGCUAGCCGCGCUGGAGCUUAAAUGUAUGCUAAUGCUCGCCAAGCCCUGA